AUGUUGAAUGUCCUAGCUCUCCUGUGCCCCAUUCAAGUCUUCCAUACCUUUGAGCACCAUUUCCUCUUCAUCUCUAUUCUUAGUCUCAUAGAACUGGGAUCAGGUCAGUUUCAGGUGAUUGGCCCAAAUAAGUCUAUUCAGGCUUUGAUAGGAGAAGAUGUCCUGUUCUCCUGUCAUAUCUCUCCCAAGAUGAAUGUGAAGGACAUGGAGGUGAGGUUCUUCAGAAACCAAUUCUCUUCUGUGUUACUUCUCUACAAAGAUGGAAAAGAAAUAGAUGAAAGGCAAAUGCAGGAAUAUCAAGGAAGAACCCAAUUUAUGCAAGAUGCCAUUGCUGAAGGGGCAGUCUCCUUAAAACUAAAGAGCAUAACCUCUUCAGACAUGGCAACAUAUGGAUGUUGGUUCAGUUCCAAAACUUUCUUUCAAGAGUACACUUGGGAGCUACAGGUAGCAGCUCUUGGGUCAACCCCUCUUAUCUCACUUGAGGGAUACAGAGAUGGAGGGAUAUUGCUGGUUUGUCAAUCAUCUGGGUGGUUGCCUCAGCCCAAAAUACAAUGGAGAUAUGAUCCAGAACAAUAUUUGUCACUAAACUACACAGUGAAUCAAGAUGAUCAUGGCCUCUUUUCCAUAGAAACCAGACUUACUAUAAAAGAACAUUCCAAUAAGAACAUUUCAUGUUUAGUACUGAACCUUGCCCUUGGACAAAAGAAGGAAUCCAGACUACAGGUAGCAGAUCACUUUUACCAGACCUCCCCUUGGAUCCACGGUUUCUUUAUAAUGAUGUUUCUCUUCUUUGCUGCCCUUAUUUUUCUAAUUUUUGUCAACUAUAAUCAAGAGAAAAUUAAGAAAACAUUGGACUUGAAGGAAAAACUGAAAAAGGCAGAAUGGAUCACAGCCACUGCAUAUUCAGUGGAAGUUACUCUGGAUCCAGAUACUGCUCAUCACAAACUCCGUGUAUCUGAAGAUAGGAGAUCUGUGACAUAUAAAGAUGCGAUGACAUGUGAAGACAAAGGACUUGAAAAUAAGAGAUUUCAGUUUCCAUGUGUAGCGGCCUCACAGAGUUUCUCCUCUGGAAAACAUUACUGGGAGGUGGAGGUUGGGAAGUUGACGAAUUGGUACCUGGGGGUAUGUUGGAAUGAUGUGACCAGGGAGAAAGAGAAAGUCCUAUUCUCUCCUGACAAAGGCUACUGGAUUUUGGGGCUAUGGAAUGAAUAUGAGUAUUUUACAUACACCCCCUAUAGAAAAGCCCUCAGUCUCUCAGUACAGGCCCAUAGAGUAGGAGUUUUCUUAAACUAUGAGGACAGAGAAAUCUCUUUCUUCAAUGUGAAUGAUAGAUCACACAUCUACACAUUCUCUAACUGUGAUUUUAAGAAGAAAGCCCUCUACCCAUGCUUCUGUCCUCAUGAAAGUGAUAGCCAUCCAAUCCCCAUGUCUAUUUCUACAAUGUUACCUGUACCUUCAGAAAAUUAUAAUUUUCAGAGUACCAUAUUGUCCUCUAGUAAUGAUGACAACACAUACCCACAGAUAACUCAAUGCCUUCUUUCUAGCACCUCUUGCCGCCCCAAGAGACUUUAA
Molecule: messenger RNA, 1572 nt
Organism: Gracilinanus agilis (Agile Gracile Mouse Opossum)
Lineage: Eukaryota; Metazoa; Chordata; Mammalia; Didelphimorphia; Didelphidae
Product: butyrophilin-like protein 3
Biological process (GO): T cell receptor signaling pathway; regulation of cytokine production
Cellular component (GO): external side of plasma membrane
Molecular function (GO): signaling receptor binding
Source: RefSeq, a predicted model, not a curated record